Messenger RNA from Rotaria sp. Silwood2, 537 nucleotides. Lineage: Eukaryota; Metazoa; Rotifera; Eurotatoria; Philodinida; Philodinidae. The record is from the annotation of a GenBank genome assembly.
AUGCCAUGCUGGUACAAGCAGAAAAAAUAUCUUAAUAUUGAUACUGAAUCAUGGUUACUUCUACCAUUGCUUAAACGUAUUCAUGUUCAAUCUAUUCAAGAUAAACAGUAUAAACGUCUUCGAAAUUGUAGAAAUAUAUUAUCUUAUUUACACAUUUGCCCUUUUGUAUUACUAGUAUUUCAAUUUCAUAAUAGAUUCUAUAAUGCAUGGAAGGGUCCAUUUCAUAUGAAUCUUGAUGAAUUUACAAGACAAUUGAAAUCAUACACUGAACUGGAAUAUGAUACACGAUCUAUCUUUUCUUGUUGGUUUUCAUUUCGUCAUGAAUAUGUCCAACUAGAACUUGGUGAAGAUAUGAUUGAACAGAAUAUAUUAAAAGCAUUGCAAAUGUUCAAUAGUAAGCAUUCAUAUGAAAAACUAUUGUAUACAUUGAAUCAUGUGAAAGAAUCAAUUACUGAUGGUGGUUAUUAUAAAUACUAUGUCAAAUUACCAUCAAAUGAACAAUUUCAUAUUCACCGACGUCUUUCAUAUAAGUUUUAA